AUGGAGAAAUUCGAAAUGGCUCAGGCCGAGCCUGUACUCAACCAAGUGGCCGAAACCGAUGAGCAAUAUCCUGUUGAACUGGAUAUCAAGGAGAAUGAACCGCUACUGGACCUCGAAAGCCAACAAGAUGGAAAGCAUGUGCUUUCUCAGCGUCCUACAGAGCCAGCUGCCAAUAGGACGAAGACGUUCAUAUACCUGGCGACUUAUUUUAUAAUGAACUUGAGUCUCACAUUUUACAACAAAGCUGUUAUGGGUUCGUUUCCGUUCCCGUGGAUUCUCACAGCGGUACAUACCGGAAGUGCUGCUCUUGGAAGUUCAGUCUUCUUGAUGUUCGGGCAUUUCCAGCUAACGAGGCUGACGCCGCGCGAGCAUCUGGUCCAUUUCAUGUUCUCGCUCUUGUUCACGCUGAACAUUGCAAUGUCAAAUCUGUCGUUAGCCAUGGUCUCUGUUCCCUUCCAUCAAAUCAUGCGAGCGACAUGCCCGCUCUUUACCAUUCUGAUAUACCGUGUUAUUUUCUCCCGAAGAUAUGCACUGAUCACGUAUCUGUCCAUCGUCCCGGUAAUGCUAGGCGUCGGACUGGCUACCUUUGGUGACUACUACUUCACCGCCAUUGGAUUCACCCUGACACUCAUCGGUGUGGUCCUCGCUGCCAUAAAGACCGUUGUUACCAACCGUUUGAUGACGGGGCGCCUGCGACUACCCGCUCUGGAGCUGCUCCUCCGCAUGGGGCCCCUGGCCGCAGUGCAAUCUCUGCUGUACUCGGUGCUCAUUGGCGAAUUCUCAGAAUUUCUUGCUUUUGUGAAUGCCGGACACUUUACAAGGGAAAGGAUUCUGACAGUCUCGGGCAACGGCCUGCUCGCAUUCGGCCUCAAUGUCGCGUCUUUCGAGACGAACAAGCUGGCGGGCGCGUUGACCUUGACCAUCUGUGCAAAUCUCAAGCAAUGUCUGACCAUCGUAUUGGGAGCCUUCUUGUGGGACGUGCCUGUCAGUCCGAUGAACGGCGCGGGCAUCCUGCUCGCUCUGGCAGGUGGAGCGUGGUACAGUAGUAUAGAGCUUAAGUCAAAGGCGAGAGCAAGUGGAUGA
Molecule: messenger RNA, 1083 nt
Organism: Alternaria ethzedia
Lineage: Eukaryota; Fungi; Ascomycota; Dothideomycetes; Pleosporales; Pleosporaceae
Exons: 4
Coding region: 1-1083 (360 amino acids)
Cellular component (GO): Golgi apparatus
Molecular function (GO): antiporter activity
Source: RefSeq, a predicted model, not a curated record